UCAAAACAAACAAAAUAGUAAUACUCCAAACCAAGGCCCCAACCCCAAUGCUUUCUCUUCUCUCUCUCAAUCUCAAUCCAUGCUUUUAAAUUUCUAAUAUAAUCAUCAUCUUGCAUAGCAUCAUUUGCAAUACAAGAGAAGAGAAACGUGUAGAAAGCCAGACUCAUUCUCUAGAGAGAGAGAGAGACUAGUUGUUGUUGUAAUAUUAUUGUUAGUGUGUGCUUGUGUUGUUUCUCUUUAAUUUGCACUUACUACACUCACUCAGAAUCAGACCUGUGUUUCUGCUCUGCUCUUCUGCUAUUUGUUUGCUCUGGAAUAUUGUUUGUUGAUACUUGUUAGAGAGAGAGAAAGUGAAGAGAGAGUUAAAUAGAUAGGUGUAGAGAAAAAUGCAGCAGCACCUGAUGCAGAUGCAGCCCAUGAUGGCUGCCUACUACCCCAACAACGUCACCACUGAUCACAUUCAGCAGUAUCUGGAUGAGAACAAAUCCUUAAUUCUGAAGAUUGUCGAAAGCCAGAAUUCUGGCAAGCUGACCGAGUGUGCCGAGAACCAAGCAAGGCUACAGAGAAAUCUCAUGUACCUUGCUGCAAUAGCUGAUUCUCAACCCCAACCACCUAACAUGCCUGGCCAGUACCCUUCUGGUGGCAUGAUGCAGCAGGGAGCACACUACAUGCAGGCUCAGCAGGCACAGCAGAUGACACAACAACAGCUAAUGGCUGCAAGGUCCUCCCUUUUGUAUUCACAGCAACCAUACUCAUCACUUCAACAGCAGCAACAAGCUUUGCAAACCCAACUUGGUGUGAGUUCAGGUGGAAGUCAAGGACUUCACAUGCUGCAAAGUGAAGCCAGUAAUGUCAAUGUAGGAGGCAGUGCCUCCAUGGGUUCUGGAGGGUUCCCUGACUUCAUCCGUGGCGAGGGUUUGCACGGCGGUGGUGGCAGAGGUCUUAUUGGAAGUAGCAAGCAGGACAUGGGGGGAUCAGAUGGCAGAGGUGGAAGCUCUGGUGAAGGGGGUGAAAACCUCUACCUGAAAUCUGCUGAUGAUGGAAACUAGCCGGCGAAAUCGGUGAAAUUCCUAGCAUUUUACAACAUGUUUGGUUCCACGGGGAAUUGUUCUAGAGUCACUUUUCCUUAGAAGCUAUAAGUCUUGGCUUUGCUUUAGAUUCUGUGCAAAUCGUGAAACUAAAUAUGCUAUUAGUCUUUCUUAGUUAGGUAAAAAAUCUAGCUUUUUCUUAGGCAAAUGAAGAACAAGUAGCUAGGUGAAAAACUUAAAUGCUGCUGCUUAGGUAAUGUUUGUUUAUCUUUUGGCUCUUAAGGCAAACUAUCAAACUGUUGCCUUGAUGAUUCUAAAGUAGUAACAUAAAUUAAAGCAUAUCUUCUAGUUCUUAAGUUAA
This is a messenger RNA of Lotus japonicus, 1389 nucleotides long. RefSeq names its product GRF1-interacting factor 1-like. The transcript has 4 exons. The record is from RefSeq and is a predicted model, not a curated record. The coding region runs from base 387 to 1049 and encodes 220 amino acids. Gene Ontology annotation, cellular component: nucleus. Gene Ontology annotation, biological process: positive regulation of transcription by RNA polymerase II; cell population proliferation; leaf development. Gene Ontology annotation, molecular function: transcription coactivator activity. Lineage: Eukaryota; Viridiplantae; Streptophyta; Magnoliopsida; Fabales; Fabaceae.